AUGCUUCGGGUCAAAGCUGUUCUUGUAGAUGCUAUCCCGUUACUGUUCUGCCUUUGUGAUGAACCAAUACUAGCUACGGACUUAGCAAAGCGAAAAUUGCCCAAAUCUCCACGUGUGUUGGAUCGCCGCUUCUCAAGCUCACCUUCCGCUAAAAUCAACGAGCAGGAACAGGAACCUGAGAUCCCUAACAAGGAAUGGGUGUCAAGUACUCGCUGUCUAGAAGUGUUGAGAGAAAAUUAUAAACCAGGACGACUAAACGACAUUAUCAAUAACGUCGAUGAGGUAGUGAUCAGUAAAGCCGUUGUUUCUGCGUUGUACACUGCUGUACAUUCUGGUAUCACAAUCGACCAAGCUGUUGUCCGCAGCAUUCUCGAUGAGCAGUGUGAGUGCACAAGUCUUGAAAUCGAUGGAGUGGCAAAGAAUUUGAACAAAUUCUGUGCGCAUUUGAAUAAGGAAGCAAAGUUGGAGGAAGACCCAAACACAACGUUUUGCGGCGAAGACAAAGUGCAGCUCACGUUUGCGAAGAUCCUUCAUGGUACAUUUAAUCAAGUUCCGGGACUACCGUAUUAUUACUACACCCCGCAACGCAAAGAAAGCGAUGGAAGAUAUCCUAUAACAUCAGAAAUGGCAUCUUUCAAUGGACUUUUCGGUGAACAUGCACCACGAGGUUGGGAUGCUACCUUCAUAGAAAGGAAAAACAGUACGACUCAACCCGAGCAAUCAGGUGAAGAUCGUAGUCCCGACGAGGCUUUUUCUGCGGCAGGUUCACUGAGAAGAUCGGAUCGUCCCCUGGAUCAGUUUCGGCUCAGGUACGCCUUGAAUGGGGAAAAUGAAAUUGAGAAGAUGAAGAAUGCUGAGGAUAAGCAUGUUAAGAAUGUUCAUGGAAGUGAUUUCCCUCUUUUCAUUUACUUCAUGUGCUCUGUUGAAUAUCCAGACAGGUCAAUGGAUACAUUUCCGCUGACGUUUCUACCCACCUGUGUGCAUGAAGUUGCUUUUCCUGGCGUAGAGGUAAGAAUAACAGAUGUGGCCAGUGUUGUUGUCCGAUUGGAUAUAUACGUCAUGACAUGGCCAAGCGAAGAAGAAAAUCGCCAUGAUGAUAGUGAUAGUGAGUCCGAUGAAGAUACUCACUCUGAAAGACAGAUUAAAUUUAUGGCAAAAUUACCCAAAAAAGUGAGAGCAGUGGUUAGCGAAUUGAUGAACAGGUUAAAUCGGCUUGUUGAGCUGGAAACUGUACUUCUGGACAGCAGGAAACCAAAUAUAACGGUAGAAAAGAUCAAAGAGAUCUCAAAGUACAUAGAAGGAGAAUGCGCCAGAGAAAAAGAAUAUAAAUCUGGCCAGUUUGAAACGCGCCUUAGGCGUUUUCCACUUGUGAUUCAGUGCGAGGAAGCUAUGGACCGCCUAAAGGACAGAAUGAACGGUUUGUACUUAGAGUACUGCGUAUUGCGCCGAGUUGCUGAUUCGAAUAUGUAUUAUUGUUGCCAGGUGGAAGAUUUAGAGGCAUAUGAACGCUAUACUCGGCAUAAAAGUGGAAGCAGAAGUGACUCAUGCGACGCGAACGAACUACUGCGACGCGAUCAUUUGUACGAUUUUUGGGUGAUACUUACAAUUGAUGACAAUAUAAAGUUGCAAUUCUGUCAAAGAGAAAACGGACGCCAUGACCGUAUUUUUGAGUUAGCCUGGCGCAAAUGUCGCCAAACUAUUCGGGUUAUCAAUCAGGAGCUUUUGCUGAAUCGCAUGUUCGAAUUACGGGAAUGUGAUCCACUCCUAAUGACUAAUAUGAAUGAUUCCAUAUCGGCACAUGAUAGUUCGCUGGAUCGAAGCAAUACAUCAUCAGUGUCUGAAGACCAUGAAGUGGAUACUCAUAUAGCCCACGGAGCUCGUUUUACUUUCGCGCCUGGCUAUUUUGCAUGUAAACUUCAAGAGCAACUAUGGUUCGAAGUUCAUCCACGUUUACGCGUGCUACGCAGCAACUCUCGAGAUCCUCUUGCGUUUGGUUGUGAAGCCUUGCGCAUCACGCUAGAGCAGUUCGCGAUAAGAAACAUACCCAAUACCUAUGUUGUAAGGGAGUCAAAUGGAAAUGUUUCGUACAUGCAGCUGCAUACGUCGGUCGAAACGUUUGGAGCAUCGCUGAAAAUGAACAAAAUCACUGUGAAAAAGAAAAAAGUUGCAGAAGAAGCUGAAAAGUUCAAAAAUCACAUCCUCUUAGCCGUCUAUGGUGUAGAUAAACCUGGUCAUGAAAUUUGCGAAGUUCUCAGUGAAUGUCUCCAAAAGCGACUGAAUCAGGUUACUCUGAAUCAGCUGAUAGAUACUUUAGCGAAGAACACACAGACUAGACUUGAUUGCUCUGAUGUCCAAUUUCUGCAAAGGGAUCCAGCAUCACCUGCUGGUGUAUUUAACUACUCGAUUCCGAACUCGAUGGCACAAUUUCUGCAACCGCUCAGUUAUUAUACACAUCAGCAUAUGCAAGCAGCCAUGCCUUCAGCUAGAUAUAAGGAAGACUACGGUUCUGGAAGCACACAUGGAGACCGCUCAGUGUUCUUUCCUUUACCUUUUCCCGAGAAACAACCAGAAUCGUAUGUACCAAUCUUCUACCUUCUUGUUAAAUCACCUCAAGGUGGAAUCAGGAGUACCGGAAUUGCUGCCAUUGAACUGCGUUUUGUGAACAGCAAUGGUAGCAUGGCGACGUUGACCUUAGGUCGUUUGAAUAAUUCGACUCAUCAAAGCUUGGCACCAACAAAUAUUGAUGACGAAAAGAGGGAGGCUUUUUACAGGGAGAUGACCAUGACCAUGAGCUGCAAGCAACCACGGGAGAUGCCA
This is a messenger RNA of Strongylus vulgaris, 2817 nucleotides long. The record is from the annotation of a GenBank genome assembly. NCBI's taxonomy places the organism in Eukaryota, Metazoa, Nematoda, Chromadorea, Rhabditida, Strongylidae.